AUGGCCGUCUACCACAUCGUCCUCUUCCGCCUCAAACAAGGCGUGACACCCGCACAGCUGCAGCACUGGACAGCCACCGCCCAAGGUAUGGUUGGCAAAAUCCCGGGCCUGGUCUCGCUGAAGGCCGGCGGGCCGCUCCCGAUCUGUGUGCCGCGCGCAAAGGGCUUCGAUAUGGGGCUUGUUGCGGUGCUUGAGAAGCCAAGUGAUGUGGAGGCGUAUGCGGUGCAUCCGGCGCAUUUGGAGGUGCAUAAGAUGAGGGAGGAGUUGUGUGAGGAUACGUUGGCUUAUGAUCUGGAGUUUUAG
This is a messenger RNA of Aspergillus puulaauensis, 303 nucleotides long. RefSeq lists its product as uncharacterized. The transcript is spliced from 3 exons. Lineage: Eukaryota; Fungi; Ascomycota; Eurotiomycetes; Eurotiales; Aspergillaceae. Bases 1 to 303 code for a protein of 100 amino acids. The record is from RefSeq and is a predicted model, not a curated record.